AUGGCCGCAAGCACGAGUUCGCGGCGCCUCCGCAUUGGUGUCGAUGUCGGCGGCACCAACACUGACGGCGUCAUCAUCGACCCUUUCCAGUCUGCGGCCCAGGAUAAAGGUAUUUUGGCCUGGCACAAAGCGCCCACGACAACAAAUCCUAGCCUCGGAAUCAGCGAGGCCAUCACUGCCAUGUUCAAAACUGCGGCCAUCAAGACCGAAGAUGUAGCAAGCGUGACCAUCGGGACGACUCAUUUUGUCAACGCUGUGGUCGAAAGAGAUGCUGCCAGGCUUUCUCCCGUGGCCGUCAUUCGUCUUUGUGGACCGUUUUCCAAGCACACACCUCCAUGUGUGGAUUGGCCUGACGACAUGCGCGAGUUGAUCCUCGGACACUAUGCCUUAUUGAAGGGCGGAUUGGAAGUGGAUGGACACUUAAUCUCCGAUAUCGACGAGAGUGAGAUCAAGACACAGUGCGCCGUUAUCCGUGAGAAAGGGAUCAAGAGCGUUGUAGUUAUCGGAGUUUUCAGCCCCAUCGAUACUGUUGAGAGACAAGAGGGACGGACGGCGGACAUCAUCAAAGCAGAGAUCCCAGGAUGUGAUGUCGUCUGCUCAAAGGAAGUCGCGAAUCUUGGCUUCCUCGAACGAGAAAAUGCCGCUAUUCUCAACGCAUCUAUUCUACCAUUUGCACGCAAAACGAUCCGGUCAUUUCACGAGCCCGUCAAACGACUUGGCUUGAACUGCCCAGUCUUCAUUACGCAGAACGAUGGUACCGUGCUGUCUGGAGAAGUCGCUGCUCGACUGCCUAUUCGAACAUUCUCGAGCGGUCCUACGAACAGUAUGAGAGGAGCUGCCUUUUUGGUACAGGGUGAGCCGAACGAGUCCAUGAUGGUGGUUGACAUUGGCGGCACGACUACCGAUGUGGGAAUUUUGCUUGCAAACGGAUUCCCCCGUCAACAAGCAGCCUAUAGCAAUCUUUCAGGCGUUAGGAUGAACUUUUCCUGCCCAGACAUCAAGAGCAUCGGCCUCGGCGGAGGCUCCAUUGUCCGGAAAGAAAAUGGUCUCUCCAUCGGUCCAGACAGUGUGGGAUACAAGCUCCCCCAGGAAGCUGUUGUUUUUGGUGGCAAAGUCCUGACUACAACUGACUGUACUGUUUUGGGGAACCCGGACGCCAAAAUCGGCGACCCUGAGUUGGUCAAGGGUGCAUUGUCGGAAGGCGAGCUCAUAAAGUUUAAGACGUUGGUGAAACACAAGCUGGAGAAGGUCAUCGACACCAUGAAGACUUCGAUUGAAGACAUCCCGGUUCUUCUGGUAGGAGGAGGCGCGGUCAUUGCCCCAGAUGAGCUCAAAGGAGCGAGUAAAGUAUUGAAGCCGCAGUGGUCCCAAGUGGCGAAUGCCAUUGGCGCUGCCAUGGCAAGAGUCAGCGCUGUCGUUGACACGAUCAAGUCCACUGAAUCACAGACAACCAAAGAAAUCCUCGAGGAGGUCAGUAAUGAGGCUAUCGAGAGAGUAGUCAAGGCUGGAGCCGCACGCUCAUCCGUUUCCAUUGUGGAGCAGGAAACCCUGCCGCUUCCGUACGUCGCGAACAAAUCCCGGUUCAUCGUUCGUGCUACUGGCGACUUUGACUUCGCUCGAAUUGAUCCCACUCCGGAAUUGGUUGAUGAACCAGUAGAGCCAGGGCAGGAAAUGGACAAGUACGAAAAGAUAGCGAAGAACAAGAGCUCUCAUCAGGACGUUGGCGAAGAUAUCGACAUUCUUGCCUAUCGGCCCAAUGUCAAGGACCGCGUCUGGUCCAUCUCCGAAACCGACCUAAACUGGAUCGCUACCGGCUGCUACAUCCUAGGGACUGGAGGAGGUGGCUCUCCCUAUUCAUCAAUGAUCCGAAUAAGAACCCAGCUCCGCAACGGGGCAACCGCCCUCAUUAUUAGUCCAGAUGACUUGCCUGACGAUGCCCAAGUUGGUUGCGGCGGAGGAGCAGGCAGCCCCACCGUGGCAAUUGAGAAACUCGCCGGCGACGAGCUUCUUGAAUCUCAGACAGAACUUUCUAAAAUCUGCGAUAAAGCGGCGACACACAUGAUUUCGGUCGAAAUCGGCGGUGCGAACGGUCUCGGAGGGCUGGUUUUGGGUUGCAGCACGAGCAUGGACAUUCCUACCGUGGAUGGAGACUGGAUGGGUAGAGCAUACCCAACAAAAUGGCAGACUACGCCCGUGGUCUUCAAGGAGCGUGACACAAUUUGGUCUCCCAUUGCUGUCAGCGAUGGCAACGGAAAUGUGCUCGUCAUGCCGAAAGCGUCCUCUGAUACCCACGUUGAGCGCAUCAUCCGCGCUGCUCUCAGCGAGAUGGGGUCCAUAGUGGGAACUGCAGACGCCCCAGUAACAGGGGCAGAGACGAAACGCUGGGUUGUGGAACACACGCUCUCUCAGUCAUGGAGAAUUGGCCGAGCAGUGGCAAGGGCGCGACAGGAGAACAGGGUCGACACCGUGGCUGAGACCAUCAUCGACGAGUGUGGAGGUCCUGGGGCAGGCAAGGUUCUCUGGAAGGGGAAGAUUGUCGGCGUGGAGAGGACGUUGAGGAACGGCCAUACCUAUGGAGAGUGUCUCAUUGAAGGAGCGGAUGUGAGAGAUGACGGAGUUGACGCGACUAGGGACAAGCCUGCACAGUUCAAGGGCCUCGUCAAGAUCCCGUUCAAGAACGAGAACAUCGCUGCUCUGCGUGUCCACCCCGACCGCAAGGAAGAGCUGCAGGAGGAUGUUCUCGCCAUUGUCCCCGAUUUGGUCAGUGUUAUUGACGCGCAGAACGGAGAGGCUGUGGGCACGCCCGAGUACCGCUACGGAUUGCUGGUGAUUGUGCUGGGCAUCUCGGCAAGCGACCGAUGGACUGGGACGGAACGGGGCAUCAAGAUCGGAGGACCCGAGGCUUUUGGGUUUGAACACCUGAAGUAUGCACCUUUGGGCAAGUUUGUGAAGCCGAAGAGCGUGAUUGAUGAGUUCAAUGAAUCGUCUUAG
Messenger RNA from Ilyonectria robusta, 2991 nucleotides. RefSeq lists its product as uncharacterized. Gene Ontology annotation, biological process: glutathione metabolic process. Bases 1 to 2991 code for a protein of 996 amino acids. NCBI's taxonomy places the organism in Eukaryota, Fungi, Ascomycota, Sordariomycetes, Hypocreales, Nectriaceae. The transcript is spliced from 2 exons. The record is from RefSeq and is a predicted model, not a curated record. Gene Ontology annotation, cellular component: cytosol. Gene Ontology annotation, molecular function: 5-oxoprolinase (ATP-hydrolyzing) activity.